Molecule: messenger RNA, 1004 nt
Organism: Calliphora vicina (urban bluebottle blowfly)
Lineage: Eukaryota; Metazoa; Arthropoda; Insecta; Diptera; Calliphoridae
Gene: elm
Product: calcineurin like EF-hand protein 1 elm
Exons: 3
Coding region: 121-690 (189 amino acids)
Biological process (GO): positive regulation of sodium:proton antiporter activity
Cellular component (GO): plasma membrane
Molecular function (GO): calcium ion binding
Source: RefSeq, a predicted model, not a curated record
CAUCUGAUUAGUUUAAUUACUAGCAGUCACUUUUUCUAAAGACUUGUGUUGUUAAAUUUACGUUUUAGUUUUAUUUCAAAAAAUAAAGUGUAACUAAAGUGUAUAAAUCAAAUAAAUAAAAUGGGUAACAAAUCUUCUCUAUUGUUGCGCCCCGAAGAAAUUGCACAAAUCCAAGAAGAAACUGGCUUUACCUCAAAUCAAAUUGAACGUUUGUAUUCACGUUUCACUUCUUUGGAUCGUGGUGAUUGCGGUACAUUAUCACGUGAUGACUUCUUGCGUAUACCAGAAUUGGCCAUUAAUCCCUUGUGUGAACGUAUAGUUCAUGCAUUUUUCGCCGACAGUACCGAUGAUCGUGUCAAUUUUAGACAAUUUAUGAAUGUUUUGGCCCACUUCCGACCCAUAAAAGACAAAAAGGAAAGCAAAUUGAAUUCCCGUGAAGAUAAAUUGAAGUUUGCCUUUAAAAUGUACGAUUUGGAUGAUGAUGGUGUCAUUAGUCGUGAUGAGCUCUUAAGCAUUUUACACAUGAUGGUGGGUGCCAAUAUCAGCCAGGAUCAACUAAUAAGCAUAGCUGAACGUACCAUUUUGGAAGCGGAUCUCUGUUGUCAGGGUAAAAUUUCCUUUGAAGACUUUUCCAAAGCUUUAGAGCGUACUGAUGUUGAACAGAAGAUGUCUAUACGUUUCUUGAAUUAAGCGAAGUGAAAAUAAAUUUAUUUUAUUACUUACACACAAAAAAAUAUAUGCAAAUAUUUUUCACAAAUAUUGUAAGGCUAUUUUUUAUAAAUAGUAAAAAAAAGUAUUAACUUUAGAACAGUUUGUUUUUAAUUUUUUUUUAGAUUAAUUUUUGUGCAUUAUUUAAGCUUUUUGUUAAAAUUCAAUUCAUUCCGUUUACUAACAAUAGUGUUUGUUGUGUAGAAUUGAUAAAUGGCUUUUUAUAUAUUGGUAUUAAAUAUUAAGUUGUAAACCACUUAUUUUCAAAUAAAAUACGUGCAAAUUAUGUACUUAAA